Molecule: messenger RNA, 304 nt
Organism: Staurois parvus
Lineage: Eukaryota; Metazoa; Chordata; Amphibia; Anura; Ranidae
Source: the annotation of a GenBank genome assembly
AUGUCAGUGCCAAAAGCGGUAACCCCGAGCUACACUCGGGGCUUACCGUGCGGCGCUGCAUAGGAAGUCCCUGCAGCACUUACCUUGUCCUUCGCUCCCACGAUGUGUCCCCUGCAGCAUCCCCGGCCAUCUCCUCCGGCCGAUGCCGACAUCGACAUCCGGCUUCUGUGUUCCGGUCCCUGUGACGUCGGGACGUACGGACGGCGGCGGGAAAUUUGAAAAUUUUAAAAAAUUUCAUUUUUUUCAAAACACAUUUUUCAUAUGCUUUGCCCUGUGCCCUGCCUGCGUUUUGUCUGUUCUUUCU